Messenger RNA from Phytophthora sojae, 1176 nucleotides. RefSeq lists its product as hypothetical. The record is from RefSeq and is a predicted model, not a curated record. Bases 1 to 1176 code for a protein of 391 amino acids. The transcript is spliced from 6 exons. Gene Ontology annotation, molecular function: aldehyde dehydrogenase (NAD+) activity. NCBI's taxonomy places the organism in Eukaryota, Oomycota, Peronosporomycetes, Peronosporales, Peronosporaceae.
AUGCGGGCGCAGUUGACGAGGAUCCCAGAAUGGUUUGAGUACUUUGCGGCUUUGGCGCGAACGUCAGAGGGAUCGGUUCCACCUUUCUCGGGGCCGUAUGUGAACUAUGUGCAGCGUCUCCCGCUCGGAACUAUCACGCCGUGGAAUCACCCGUUGCUGAUUGCUGUGAAGAAGCUGGCUCCUGCGUUGGCGGCGGGCAAUUCGGUGGUUGUGAAGCCGUCGGAGUUGGCCCCUCUCACCGUCGUGCUGCUUGCUGAGCUCUGUCACGAAGCAGGACUACCUGCCGGAGUGUUUAACUGCGUCCCUGGACUAGGAGGUGUUGCUGGACAGGCUCUUGCAGAACACCCAUCGAUUAAGAAAAUUGAUUUUACGGGGGGAACAGCGACUGGAAAGCGGGUUGCUGCCGCUGCCGCCGGCAACCUCGCAAGUACGACGAUGGAGCUCGGGGGUAAAGCACCGAUCGUCGUCUUUGAUGAUGUGGACGUGGACGAAGUGGUCAAUGGCGCAGCGUUUGCGUGUUUCAUUGCAAGUGGCCAAACAUGCGUGACGGGUGCGCGCUUGAUCGUUCAUGAAAAGAUUUUUGACGAGCUGGUCGAUAAGCUUGUGGCGAAAGUGAAGCCAAUCCGCCUGGGGGAUCCGAUGAAUGAUCGAACACAAAUGGGGACUAUUAUUUCGAAGCCACAUCUCGAUCGUAUUCACGCUAUGGUGGAGCGUGCCAAGCAAGCCGGUGCAACGAUACGCUGUGGAGGCCGCCGAGCCCCAGGUCUCAAGGGAUACUUCUAUGAGCCAACGGUGGUCACGGAUACCACCCCGGACAUGGAGAUUGUCCGGGAAGAAGUCUUCGGCCCCGUUGUUACCGCGUAUUCCUUCAAGGACGAGGAUGAAGCUGUUCGGCUAGCCAAUGAGUCGCCAUUUGGACUUGGGGCAGCAAUAUGGACAACCAACAUCAAGCGUGCUCAUCGUGUUGCGCACAACAUGGAAGCUGGAAUUAUUUGGCUCAACGACCACCAUCGUAACGAUCCCUCGAGUCCUUGGGGUGGUGUGAAGGACAGCGGCAUGGGAAGAGAGAAUGGUUUGGAGGCGUAUCGCUCGUACUCCCAAGUCAAAAGUGUGAUAGCCGGAUAUGGAAGCGAAAAGUUUGACUGGUUUGUCGAUGACACGGUUCGAUACGGCUGA